Morus notabilis is the source of this 567-nucleotide messenger RNA. Its product is annotated as outer envelope pore protein 16-2, chloroplastic. Bases 25 to 567 code for a protein of 180 amino acids. The record is from RefSeq and is a predicted model, not a curated record. Lineage: Eukaryota; Viridiplantae; Streptophyta; Magnoliopsida; Rosales; Moraceae. The transcript has 7 exons. Gene Ontology annotation, cellular component: chloroplast outer membrane. Gene Ontology annotation, molecular function: amino acid transmembrane transporter activity.
UAGUUUAUACAAGCAAACAGAAAAAUGAGUAGUGGAAAGUUGGAGAACAAGUCGUUUAUGGAAGAGCUUAGGAGCUUUGACAAAGGUGGCUUCUUUGAGUUGGGCCAUCCUCUUCUCAAUCGUGUUGCUGAAAGCUUCAUCAAAGCUGCUGGGAUUGGAGCUAUUCAGGCUGUAUCUCGUGAGGCUUAUUUCACUGCCUUUGAAGGAAAUGCAGGAGAAAAUUCAUCAAGUAGUGUUGGUGCAACAGAAAUCCCAGGUGCCAAGAAGCACCGUUUCCCUGACUUAAGAGGUGAAACAAACAGAAAAUCACUUGAAGCCAUGGUGAAGAACACAGGGAAGGAAUCUUUGCAAUGGGGGCUAGCUGCAGGAGUGUAUUCAGGUCUCACUUAUGGACUGAAGGAGGCUCGUGGGGCCCAUGAUUGGAAAAAUAGUGCAGUGGCAGGAGCACUAACAGGCGUGGCAUUGGCGCUGACAUCAGACGACACCACACAUGAGCAAGUUGUGCAUUGUGCCAUAACUGGAGCUGCCAUUUCCACUGCUGCUAAUCUUCUCUCUGGCAUAUUCUAA